Messenger RNA from Ciona intestinalis (vase tunicate), 1084 nucleotides. RefSeq lists its product as uncharacterized. The record is from RefSeq and is a predicted model, not a curated record. Lineage: Eukaryota; Metazoa; Chordata; Ascidiacea; Phlebobranchia; Cionidae.
UAAACUUAUUUAAACACGUCGAAAUAAAACAGUAUGAGAUAAUUUCUUCACUGCAUUCGUUUAAUUUAGCCAAAAUACUUGUUGAAACAGUGGGCUUUAUCGUAGAGUCUAUUUAAUAUCGUGAUACAGUUAAGUACAGGUUUUAAGAUGAAUUUGAUUGUCAGACUGCUACUUAUUAUUUACUUCUAUACACAAGUUGCAUCAACCGAAGAUGUGACAAGCACCAAUUACGUCAUCAACAUUUCCGUGACGUCACCAGCAGUCUUCGGGAACGUAACCUUUCCAUUAAAUUCUAUAACUACGACGCAAAAUCAAAGUGCAACAAUAACUAGUACCGCACACGCUGCUCCGGCAAGGCUAACAACUGACCAGGGAAAAGACGACGUCACAGGUUCCAAAGUACCAAAUCCACAGGUUGGUGUCUAUAUUGUUGUCAUCUUUCUUGCCGUUGUUGGCGCUAUAGUGGUUGGUUGGUUGGUAUACGUCAUAAUCAUCAAGCGGAACCGACGUAGCAAUUAUUCUGACCCAAGCCAGGGGCUAAGGGGUUCGACAAGCGGCAUUGGACAGCCUGAGGAUUUCGAAAACCCCAUCGAUUUUUCAUCGUCACAGUAUAGCAAUCAGAUGAUAUAAAGUGCAUGUAUAUCACACAUAACGCGUGUAUAAAUCCAAUAGAACCCGUUCUGGCAAUUUGUCCUGAUGAAUACGACCUUUAGAGGGUGAAUUUUUGUGUCACAAGUAAUAAAUUACCGGAAGAGCUUUGUUGGGCUUAUAGUACGCCUAUAGCAGCAACAGCAUAUAUACAACGCGUAUACCUUCGUUUAUUUAAUGGUUUCAGCACAUAUACGCAGCUGAAACGUUUUUUUUAAAAUAAGACAUUAUUUCUAUGCUCCUGCUUCACAAAAAAAUCGUUUUACGAUUUUAACACAAGUUUUGGUGAAACUGAACUACAGUAAUGAAACGAGCAGUAUUAUAUGUAACUUCGCAUUAAAAACUACUAAUCCAUUCUUGCUUACUUUUAUUUGUGUAUAAACUAUGUUAAUAAUUUUCAAUCGUUUCGAGCGUUUCAUUAAACGUCAUACAAAUU